This is a messenger RNA of Chelonoidis abingdonii (Abingdon island giant tortoise), 2442 nucleotides long. It is a transcript of the gene VPS52, whose product is annotated as VPS52 subunit of GARP complex. Gene Ontology annotation, biological process: Golgi to vacuole transport; endocytic recycling; retrograde transport, endosome to Golgi. The record is from RefSeq and is a predicted model, not a curated record. Gene Ontology annotation, molecular function: syntaxin binding. Lineage: Eukaryota; Metazoa; Chordata; Testudines; Testudinidae. Gene Ontology annotation, cellular component: GARP complex.
GAAAUGAGUCCUUGGAGGCCCGGAUGUUGUGGGAGCGAAAGAAGGAGCGGGGCGGGGAUGAUGGCGGCGCUGAGGCCCGAUGAGGAGCUGGGGCUGCGGGUGACUGAGAUAGAAGAAGAGGAGGGCAUGGGCCGUGGAGAGGAGCAGUCGCUGCAGCUGAACUUGGGGGACCUGGACCUCACCUCAGAUGAGUUCAUUCUGGAUGAAGUGGACAUUCACAUCCAAGCCAACCUGGAGGACUCUCUGGUUCAGGAGGCACUGAAGACAGGUGUCGAUCUGCGGCAGUACUCCAAGCAGGUGGAACUGGAGCUGCAGCACAUUGAGCACGCCUCCAUCAGGGACUACAUCAAGGAGAGCAAGAACAUCACCUCCCUGCACAACCAGAUCACCGCCUGUGACGCCAUCCUGGAGCGCAUGGAGCAGAUGCUGAGUUCCUUCCAGUGUGACCUGAGCAGCAUCAGCUGCGAGAUCCAGACGCUGCAGGAGCAGUCGGUGGCCAUGAACCUGCGGCUCAAGAACCGCCAGGCUGUGCGUAGCCAGCUCAGCCAGCUGGUGGACGAGCUCGUGGUGCCAGCUGCCAUGAUCAGCACCAUCCUGGAGGCCCCGGUGACUGAGCAGGACUUCUUGGAGCAGCUGCACGAGCUGAACAACAAGAUGAACUAUGUGAAGGAGCAGGCCUUCCGCGAGACCAUGGCCUGCACCGACGUGCACAACGUGCUGGACCGGCUGAAGGUCAAGGCUGUGACCAAGAUCCGGGAGUUCGUUCUACAGAAAAUCUACUCGUUCCGCAAACCGAUGACCAACUACCAGAUCCCCCAGAAUGCCCUGCUCAAGUACAGGUUCUUCUACCAGUUCCUGCUUGGGAACGAGCGGUCGGUGGCACAGGAGCUGCGGGAGCAGUAUGUGGAGACCAUGAGCAAGAUCUACCUGUCCUACUUCAAAUCCUACACCAGCCGCCUCAUGAAGAUCCAGUACGAGGAGGUGGCGGAAAAGGACGACCUGAUGGGAGUGGAGGACACGGCCAAGAAAGAUAUCCUGGCUUCCUGUGCCUGGACAGCUGCAUUCCUAGGCACUCUGCGGGGAGGGAAAGGGGUGCUGGGAGAGCCUCCCAGAGUCCUGGGUCAGCCCCCUGGUCUGACCGCUGGGCCCCACUCCUCACCUGGCGCUGGGAGAGCCCCCAGGAGUCCUGGCUCCCAGCCCCCUGCUCUGCCCGCUGGGCCCUACAGCCCGCCCAGAGCCAGGAGAGAACCCAGGCCUCCGGCUCUCCCCAGGUACUGGGACACGCUGCUGGAGAUCCUGUGGCCGCGGUUUGAGUACAUCCUAGAGCUGAACAUCCAGAGCAUCCAGAACACGGACCCCCAGAGACUGGGCUUCCUGGACACGCGCCCCCACUAUAUCACACGGCGCUAUGCAGAGUUCUCUUCUGCCAUCGUCAGCAUCAACCAGACCUUCCCCAACGAGCGAACCCACACGCUGCUGGGGCAGCUCCAGGUGGAAGUGGAGAACUUCGUGCUGCGGGUGGCGGCUGAGUUCUCAUCGCGCAAGGAGCAGCUCAUCUUCCUCAUCAACAACUAUGACAUGAUGCUGAGCGUCCUCAUGGAGCGGGCGGUGGAGGAGAGCAAGGAGGUGGAGGGCUUCCAGCAGCUGCUUUCAGCCCGCUCCCAGGAGUUCAUCGAGGAGAUCCUGUCGCCCCCGUUCGGGGGGAUGAUUGCCUUCGUCAAGGAGUCGGAGUCACUCAUUGAGAAGGGGCAGCUCGACCGGCUGCGUGGGGAGGAGGCCCGGGUGACCCAGCUGGUGCGCGGAUUCUCCACCACGUGGAAGGCCUCGGUGGAAUCGCUGAGCCAGGACGUGAUGAGAUCCUUCAGCAACUUCAAAAAUGGGACCAGCAUCAUUCAGGGGGUGCUGACCCAGCUGAUCCAGUACUAUCACCGCUUCCACAAGGUGCUGGCGCAGCCGCCCCUGCGCGCCCUGCCGGCCCGCGCCGAGCUCAUCAACAUCCACCACCUCAUGGUGGAGCUGAAGAAACACAAGCCCAACUUCUAGGAGAGGGGACCCCGUGGCCCCCAACCCUGCCCCAGGGCUCGGUGGGGUCAGUACAGCCCCCUCCCCUGUGUGGGCACGGGGGUCUGUGCCCCCUCUCACCAGUGGACUGUGGGGAGUAGAAAAUCCUUGUCCCCCUGCUGCUGUAACCCACUGCGACCAGACCAACCCCAGUGCUCCCCACCAGCUUGUGGGGCCCCUAUGGUUGGGGGGCAGCUCCAGGCUGCAGCAGGGACCCGUCCCCCUCAUGUCAGCACCCCUUUCUGCCCUGCGGUGGCUCCCCACAAGGGAGGAGGAAGGUGAGGGACCUGCAGGUGGGUGUCGUGGGGCUCUUCCCUCCCCUCCAGGUGGCUUGUGUGUGUAUCUGGCUUUGUACAGUGACAAUAAACUCCCUGCUACUCA